CUAAGGAUAUUGUUGCAAUUGCAUCAUGGGAAUUAUUCAAAUAUCGGAAUUAAACCUUAUACCAUGAAUUAUGAACUAUUGGCUGUAUAAUUUGUAUAUAUCAAUCAAAAUCGAUAUGCUGGAAAUAAAUUCAAUAACAUUACGGAAUGAAUCGGACUUCACUGCUUCAUGAAUUUUUUUAUUUUAUUUUUGAUUUAUAAAAAAAAAAGAAAAAGAAAAUCAUUUAUGUUCUUUCAUAUGUUGAAUUUCUUAAAACUAACAUGGACAAAAAUGGAAAAUUAGAUGUUAGGGAUAACUAACAUCAGUCAGAACAUGCACUUGCGAUGAUGCAUCAACUGAACAACAUGAGGUUGCAGAAAGAUCGGUGUAAGAUCAAUGCCAAAAGUAAAUAAAUUCCUGUACAUAAAAAUAUACUCACUGCAAGUUUUGAUUACUUUAGAGGAAUGUUCUUUCAUUGGACUGUUGAAUCUAAAUUCGUAUAUGUAGAAUUACCUGAUAUGAAUGCAGAUUGUGUUGAAACAUGUGGUAUUUUCGCCAACAUGCAGACAUGAAUAUUUUCUUUUUAAGUUUUAUUUUAGUACAAUUUUAACUACCGUCUACCGGUAAAUACUGAUUUACAUAUUUUUUCUAACUGAACGUUAGUCAUCUUUUCUGUCGCUAUUUCUUCGUAACUAUUUAACAUUUAAAUCAUUAUUCGAAUCAAAUACCUACUAAACAAAUUAUAAAGUUUUGUGAUUCCAUUUCUUGAGUUAUAUGAAUUGGUGUUACUGAUUAAAACUAUCGGUAAUAUAAUAUCAAGCCAUUAUAUGUAGCGCAGAUUGUACAAAACUUACAAAUCUGCUGAGUUAAUAAGCGGCUGCAACUGAUGAGUGUAGAAGAACACAUUGAACAACCCUAGAUUAUAUGAUUUGCUGCUAACAUGUAUGUUAACAGAUGAUUGGCUGCAGUAUUCAAUAUUUGUCAAGUUACCAAUUACCAUGUCAAUGAAAUUUUUUUUUUUUAUAGCUAUCAUCAAAUGACCUAUGUAUGUUGCUCAUAUAAUGUUCUUGAAUGAAUCAUGAUUACACCAGGAAUAUACAUACUGAAUGUGUUUUAGUUCACAAUGAAGUUUUCUAGGCAAACUUCGAACAACUGAUGUAUGUUGCGCAUGUGAUAUGGUUAAAUGACUCAUGAUUGGCGACGUCUCAAAUUUAUAUGAAUGAAAUUGACAUUAUGCUGAAAAAACCUUGUCGUUCAACAAGGCUGGUCACUUCUCAUUUGAUAAAAUAUGAUUUUAUAGAACCCCGAACAAUUGAUGUAUGUUGCUCAUGUGAUAUGGUUAAAUGAUUCAUAGUUGGCGACGUUUCAAAUUUAGAUGAAUAAAAUUGACUUUUUGCUGAAAAAACCUUGUAGUUCAACAAGGCUGGUCAGUGGUCACUUCUCAUUUGAGAUAAAAUAUGGUUCUAUAGAACCCCGAACAAUUAAUGUUUGUUGCUCAUGUGAUGCAAUUAGAAAAUUAUGCCAGUUUGCAUUCAUUUUAUGGCAAUAGUUUUUUUGACAGUCUUUGUUUAAUAAUUACUGAUGGAAAAUUUUAGGGAUCAGAAUUUUUUUGGAAAUCACCAACUACAAUUUUUUACAAAACUGAUUCUUUCGUUUUGAUUGUAUUAACUCAUUCUAAUUGCUGGAGGCUGCUAACCAACAUCAGGACCCAAUAACCUAUUUGAAACAUUUCAAUCUACUAAAAUCAUCUGUUUAUUUUUUAGACUUUAGUUCAAUCAUAAUGAAUACUACAUUAUAAUUUGUAUAUUGAUAUACCGGUAUUUAUUAUAUUUCACAAUCAACUCUUCUGUGUGAUUAAUAUCGUGAGACAGUAGUACCUAUGUAGUCGAUUGGCUCGAUACUCAAACAAUUCGAUAGUUAAGCAAAAGUUCCAGUCAAGAAUGUUGCAGUACUUGAACGGAAAUUCGGUGUUUGAAUACUCGAGCAAGCCAUUAAGUCAGAUGACGUCACCCGAACCGUGCAUUUUGGCUGCCACUUGACAACUCAACAACAGAGCGAUGCUCGAAUACAUGCACACAAAGGCCAAAACAGAGUAGUACGGAUAUAAUUUGAUUGUGUUGGAUGUUUUGAAUCAUAGUAUGCAUCAUUUGUGCUUAAAUGCAACAUGUUUAAUCAAUCAAUAUAUGGAUUUUCAAUCAUUGAUUAAAGAGUUCUCAACUGCGAAGUCAAACAAAUCGAAAUGUUUCAAUAUUAAGGAUGGAAAUAAUAGGCCUACCAAUCUUAUUUCAGAUCAAGCUAUUAUGGAAUUACUGAAAUUACAAGCAUCGAUAAGUGAGAUAAAGAUAGAAGUUGCUGCAACACAAAUGCUUCUGACCAAACUUGUUCAAUCGUCUAAAAAUCACAAAAUUUUAACAGCAGAUGAAGAAAACCUAUCUUCUGUCAUUGCUGCUUUACAGAAAGUUGGUUCAACAUUAAGCGUUGAUGAUUUAUCACGAUAUAGAGACAAAUUUUUGCAUUGUUUAUCUCUCAACAUUAUUUUGAAGAUGAAUGAAACUAACAUACUACUAUUAAAAGAUUAUUUGAUUGUGAAUGUUGGCAAUAAAAUCAUCAUAAAAGAACUUAUCCGGGGAUUACAGCAUAUUAUUGAAAAUCCAAGAUUUAUUUCUGUAAAGAUUGCUGCCGGUAUUUUCACACAACUUAUAAAAUAUGGCUAUGGAAACUCCCCUUUAAUUUCUAAAGCUCUUAAGAAGAUGUCAGGAUAUAUACUUUUUGCUGUCAUGAAAGGUCAUCUGCAACAUUUGAUUUCUUUGCCAUCUUCAAAAGAGAUCUUGACUUAUGAGACCUGUAUAUCAUCAUUGAUAAAAGAUAAUCUACAGAAUGAUACAGAUGCUAUGAUAAGAUGUUUUACUCAAAUGAUAUCUUUAUGGGUUACAAAUUUGCCUAAUUUAAAAGUAUCUGAUGCGAUAUCAAAUCAGCAUUUAUGGACUUCAUCCAAGCAAAAUGAUCAGUUAACAGUAUUUUAUAAAGAGAUAUCUGCUCCUAUAGGUGUUCAUAAAACUGUUUCAUUCAUCAAUGACAUAUUGGAGAGGAGAGAGGUCAACUGGAAAAAUUUACUCACUUUUGUAUCGUCUCUCCUGAUCAGUUUUCCAGAUUCUCGAAAGUAUCUUGAUGAAUUGAUAAGUGAAAAGCUCUGCUGCAGUUUUGAAACAAUGUCGGUAGAACUUCUCGCAACCUCGUUUUUAUUGGCUCGUCAGCUAUCAAUGGAAGGAUUCUAUGUUUUCACCACAUAUACAUCCUGGUUUCAAGAAAAGUUCGGAGCACAGACAACUUUGACUUCAACAAAUAGAGCUUUUAAAUUUUUCAUCAAAUUUUUGACCGAUAUCAUCCCAAGCGAACCUGUUCGGUAUUUAAAGUCACAUGUUGUCAAGCCACCACACGCACCUUCAUCUUGUACAGAGAAUUUGGAGGAAUAUUGUGCUCUUGCUCGAGGAAGAGUCUUCGAACUUGGCGGAACUGUUGCUAAAGAAUCAGAGCAAACUGCUGAGGUUGAGAAAAAUGUGAGAAUGGUAUUAGAGGAAUAUGAAAUUACUAAAAUGAUCCCUAAAUCAUUGAUGGAAGCAAGCAUUUUUCACAAAGUCUAUUUUCAAAAAAAGUUUUUGCCAGCACUGAUGAAGCCUAAGCCAUUUUCAGACUUAUCUGAUACAUCAAUGAAAUUGAUAGAAGAUUUGCUCAAAGCUCAAAAGAUAUCAAAAAGCAUGUACAGAGCAUAUAAAGAAGAAUGCGAAAAAAAACACACAAAAUCUUUGCAAGAAAUUGUAGUGUUGGAUGAUGAUUCUAAUUUUGAUGGUGAUGAAGAAAAUCAUUAUAAACAUUUCAGUUGUAUCUUGGAAAUAAUUGAAAGAGAAAUUGUUUCUGAAGCAUUUAUGGAUACCAAUUGUUCUACCUCAUUGACGCAGUUAUUAACAAAAUUGAAUAAAAUAUUGUACUCUGUGGAAGGUUCAGAAACAAAUGAAAUUGAGCCUAUUGGCAUAGUAUCUCUUUGUUUGAAAUAUAAACACCACAAGGUUAUUAGUCAGAUGGUCAAUGAUUUAUUAGAUUGGGCAGGAAAAAUUCAUCAUGCCUCUGAUAUGACCUAUUCAAAACUGAAAUUAUUGACAGCUGUUUUCAAAGUUACUCAUGAACAUAAACUGUUGACGGAUGAAUUUUGUCAUUUUAUUUGGAAAUUUUGCACAGAAGGUAUGGGAUGCAUUCCCAAGUCAACAGUAAAAGGAAUUGCUUUGUACUUGAUUAUAAAUGGAUCAUCCAUUCAAGUGAAGAUUCCUAUUCUAUCUCAUUGCAGAGGGAAAAUCCUGAAAUCCUGUUUGUUUGGCAAAACCAUUGAAAAUUGGCAGGUAGUGUCUACUUCAAACUUGUCUGAUGCAGUUGAACACUCGCUCCUAAUACAAUUGGAUAGUAAAACAACCCUGGCUAUCCUGACAUUCCUUUGCUACUACAUAAAUAUUUCACUGUGUGCAAAAAAAUUCUCAAAUUGUCAGAUUUUUCAUCACCUCCUUUAUCUUGGAAAACGAAUGGAGCAUUGUGGAUUGUUAGAUUCAACUUUGAGAGUGACUGAAGUAUUUGACUAUCCUCAAGAAAAAUAUGCGAAAUCUGAACUAUUUGACAUGGAGACAUCUAUGGACCUUUAUAGAGAUAGUUGCAAUCGAAUAAAAGACUGUGAAAAAGGGUAUGUCGAGGAAUUUACUGCUGACAAGUUUCUGAUAAGGGAAAUUUUUGUUGAUACAAAGAAAGACUUAUUGACUGUAAAUGAAAAACAACAACUGUAUUCCUACAUAUUUAUUGAAAAUAAUUUAACAACAAAUUCAGUAAGUGCUGUGAUUGGUGUUAUUCUUGACCAGUUGGUUUUUGAUAGAAGUUGGAAAGCUAUUAGUAAUCAAGAGGUUCUGGAAUAUGUGGUUAAAUGCCUUCCACUUUUAUUAGAGGCUUGUGAGCCACCAAUACUGAAUGCAAAACUAUUCUAUGACAUCAUUAGAAUGAGGAUGAAGCAAGUUAGCGAGGGUGCAUAUGAAAUCGGUUGGGACAUACAAUGGAAAAAUGAAGCAUAUGCAAUUUGCAUGUUUAUAUUGAAUUUACCACCAUCACUUUUAUUCAAAACUUAUUCAACAACCUGUACUGGAUCAGAAUAUAUUUGGAACAUUGGCAAUAAUUUGCAUAUUAAAGGAAAUAUGGAGAAUCAAGUGUUUUCUGGUCAUGUAAUAAACGAUUAUUUUCUGCAAUUGAAUGAAGAUCCAUCAAUGCGUUUUACUUUAUCCCAGAAUGUUUUGAGUCAUCUUCUAUCAGGAAUUAUUGAGACAAUAAACUCAUACGAGGAGUUUCUGAAAUUUUGUGUCAUGAUAUGUCCCUGCAUUUUCAUAUCAAUAGUUGUACACUGGAAUAAAGAUCACAAGUUACGGCUUAUGUUGAAAUUAAGGAUACCACAAUUACAUUCUGACAUUGACCUUAUUUCCAAAACUUUACUGGAAGGUAAAUCAAUUAUUUGUACAUUAAAUGUACUUCAGUGUAUGUUUAAUACAUCAGCAAAAAUGUUUCAUCUGAAAAGCUCGAACACAAGUGAAAUGAUGAUAACAGGAAUUAACUUAUGUCUUGCAUGCUUUAUAUCAGACAUGAAGAUUGACUUAAAACAUCCUGAUUUGAAGAACUUCCUGAAAGAAAUGAAUGAGAGGACUGCUGGGUACAUUACUACAUGCAACAUUAUAAAACUGGGACAAAGUUUGUUGAUGAAAAAAGAAAAUGAGUUGAAUUUCAAAACAAUCCUGCAGCAAUGUUUUGAUAGAAUGACUGCUGAAUAUGUUUGCAAUGUUGUGCUAAAUGGAAAAAUUAUUGCAAUAACACCUGUUCUAAAACAAGCUUGUCAUGGACUGAAGAACUUUAGUGUACUUGCUUUAAAAUGUUUGACUCAAAUUGAAUUGCCUCUACACAUAUUAACAUCAGAUUUAUUUUUACCUUCAUUGGCAUCUUUGUAUACAGAAACAUAUGACUACUUUGAGAAAAAUAAAGCUGUAGAUUUUGCAGAUAUUUUUAAUGAUAUCGAAAUCUUAGAACAUUUGGCAGCGAAGAAUGCCCCAAGUUCCACCAUCAUUGAUCUUUUGAAGACUUGUUCAUCUAAAAUGUCAUCGUUUACAUGUUCACUGCGUUCAGAGGCUGUUAGGAGAAUGUUGCGGAUUUGAGCAAACACUUCCAGGCACCUGAUUUUUAGUUGAAGUACAUGGUUCUUGUGUGGAUGGAUUGGAUAAUUUUUGGCUUUUUUUAUUACAAUUACUCCUUGUAAUAAUCUAAUAUAUAUACUGUAUUUAUGUUUUGCACAAACAUACAGGAAAAAUUCGCCAAAUUUUUUUGAUUACAUCUUGGACACAGUAAAAAAAAUGUUUGAUUUCUGUUGAUAAUUUGAUCCAGUUCAUUGAUCAGCCUACCGAAUGCAUGGCUUGUUUCACCUAUUGGUCAAAAAUUCUGUUUGGCCACACUGAUGCGUGCUUAUGACUGAACACGACCAAAUAAACUUAACCUAUUCUUGCAUUCCUACCCGACCAGAAACAAAAAUCCCAGCAAUGAUCGGGAUCUAUUUCAAGAUAAUAUGACAAUUUUCAACUUGUCAAAAAUGUUUUUCCAACACAAAACGAAAUCGUGCCUUGGAAACACUCUGUGGGCUUCCAAUGAACGCUACAACCAAAACAGUGUUUUCACUUUAUUGCACAUGAAUUGUUUGAUCAUAACAAGAUUUGGAUUUUA
Messenger RNA from Styela clava, 6762 nucleotides. RefSeq lists its product as uncharacterized. The record is from RefSeq and is a predicted model, not a curated record. Gene Ontology annotation, biological process: interstrand cross-link repair. Gene Ontology annotation, cellular component: Fanconi anaemia nuclear complex. Lineage: Eukaryota; Metazoa; Chordata; Ascidiacea; Stolidobranchia; Styelidae.